AUGGGACCAGACGGUGCGUUAAUUGCCAUGCACAAUGUAAUCGUGUGCGUUAAUCGGUGUUCGUUAGGUUGCGUAGGACCAGAGGUAUGUUAACAGCGCUGAUGGACAGUCGCUCUAAGGCGCCCCAUGUAGGUGUGCCCCCCUGGCGUAGCCCCAGUGCCACCUUCUCUGCCAAAAAAAAAAUCAUUUCAGGGACCCAGCUAUAUCGUCGAGGUAAGAUGUCAAACUUUUUUCCCCUGUUUUCUUUUGAGAACACAAAGAGAAAUAAAUCGACUGUGACUCGACUGAAUGUCCGAUUCGAAAAUGACGGCGUUCUAACUCUUGCUGUGAUACUGAAUUAUUGUCUCAAGUUGCCUUUAAAAUUACUCAUCUUCAACUUGAUAUAUCGAUUUUGUUACAUUAGUCAACCGAGAAUCGAGAAUGUUAUUCGAAACACCUGAACUGCAACAGUAUGUACUUGCUUUAUAAAGGAUACACGGUAUUUUUCAGGAUCUUGGAACGAACAAAUACGAGAAUGCCCUACGGGAAGUUGCACGUUCUCCCUUUGAGCCUUUUUAUCCUGAUCCCGGUGACGUUUCUAAUUACGUAAGUCUGCCAAAGCAAAAAGCCCAGAGAAGAAACUGCAUUCCGUGGAAAACUCGUAGACAAGGUUCGUUGAAAAUAUGGUUGCCGAAUAUGGUUCAUAGCGAAACUGAAACCAUAGUCAAGACGAGGAGAAUUAAUGCUCACCGACUAGUUUUACGAUUGAUCAAGGCCACGGUAUCAGAAACAGCCAUGCAUUCUGUUUCUGACAGCAUGAUUUGUACCAAAAAAGAAAAAACAUCAACAACCUUGAAAAGGACACUUUUAGAGGCACAAAAGGAUACUUUUUGUAUCCUCGCAAUUCGAAAAGAUAUUUAG
Heterotrigona itama is the source of this 900-nucleotide messenger RNA. The record is from the annotation of a GenBank genome assembly. NCBI's taxonomy places the organism in Eukaryota, Metazoa, Arthropoda, Insecta, Hymenoptera, Apidae.